Messenger RNA from Danio rerio (zebrafish), 4601 nucleotides. It is a transcript of the gene eif3a, whose product is annotated as eukaryotic translation initiation factor 3 subunit A. NCBI's taxonomy places the organism in Eukaryota, Metazoa, Chordata, Actinopteri, Cypriniformes, Danionidae. Gene Ontology annotation, biological process: formation of cytoplasmic translation initiation complex; cytoplasmic translational initiation. Gene Ontology annotation, molecular function: translation initiation factor activity; RNA binding. Gene Ontology annotation, cellular component: eukaryotic 48S preinitiation complex; eukaryotic translation initiation factor 3 complex; eukaryotic 43S preinitiation complex. The record is from RefSeq and is marked provisional.
CGCAGCGGUAAGUCACAGCGCGGAUGGACAGGCAGAGUCAAUAAAACAGCCUCGACUACCUAAAAACUGCCUGCUAGCGAGCCACAACCAUGCCAGCCUAUUUCCAGCGACCGGAGAACGCUCUCAAACGAGCGAACGAGUUUCUCGAAGUUGGUAAAAAGCAGCCAGCUUUAGAUGUGCUCUACGAUGUCAUCAAGAGCAAAAAGCAUCGAACAUGGCAAAAGAUCCACGAGCCCAUCAUGCUCAAGUACCUGGAGCUCUGUGUGGAUCUCCGCAAGAGUCACUUGGCAAAGGAGGGACUGUAUCAGUACAAAAACAUCUGUCAGCAGGUGAAUAUCAAAUCAUUAGAGGAUGUCGUCCGUGCUUACCUCAAACUUGCGGAAGAGAAGACCGAGACCGCUAAAGAGGAGUCUCAGCAGAUGGUUCUGGACAUUGAGGAUUUGGACAACAUUCAGACCCCAGAAAGUGUUCUGUUGAGUGCCGUCAGUGGUGAAGACACUCAGGACCGUACUGACAGACUUCUGCUGACACCCUGGGUCAAGUUCCUGUGGGAGUCUUACCGUCAGUGCCUGGACCUGUUAAGGAAUAACUCCAAAGUGGAGCGUCUUUACCAUGACAUUGCUCAGCAAGCAUUUAAGUUUUGCCUGCAGUACACUCGUAAAGCAGAGUUCCGUAAGCUGUGUGACAACCUGCGAAUGCACUUGGGGCAAAUCCAGAGGCAUCACAACCAGAGCACUGCCAUCAACCUCAACAACCCUGAGAGCCAGUCCAUGCAUCUGGAGACUCGUCUUGUCCAGCUGGACAGUGCUAUCAGCAUGGAACUGUGGCAGGAAGCAUUCAAAGCAGUUGAAGACAUCCAUGGAUUGUUUGCCCUCUCAAAAAAGCCCCCUAAACCCCAGCUUAUGGCCAACUACUACAAUAAAGUCUCAACAGUUUUCUGGAAGUCUGGCAAUGCCCUGUUCCACUCCUGUACUCUACACCGACUCUAUCACCUCUCCAGGGAAAUGCGCAAGAACCUCACGCAAGAAGAGAUGCAGAGAAUGUCUACUCGAGUGCUUUUGGCCACUCUGUCUAUUCCCAUCACGCCUGAGCGUACUGAUAUUGCUCGGCUGUUGGACAUGGAUGGCAUCAUUGUGGAGAAACAUCGCAGACUGGCUACUCUACUUGGCCUCCAGUCUCCACCUACCCGCCAGAGUCUCAUCAAUGACAUGGUGAGGUUUAACCUGCUUCAGUAUGUUGUCCCUGAAGUCAAAGAACUCUACAACUGGUUGGAGGUGGACUUUCACCCUCUUAAACUGUGUGGAAGAGUGACUAAGGUAUUGAACUGGGUGAGAGACCAAGCUGAAAAGGAGUCAGACCUGCAGCAGUAUGUUCCUCACCUGCAGAACAACACAAUCCUCAGACUGCUGCAACAAGUGGCUCAGAUCUACCAGAGCAUUGAGUUCAGCAGGUUGGCAUCUCUGGUACCAUUUGUUGACGCUUUCCAGCUGGAGCGCUCAAUUGUAGAUGCAGCACGGCACUGUGAUCUGCAGGUACGCAUUGAUCAUUCAUCCCGUACCCUGAGUUUUGGCUCUGAUCUGAACUACUCUACAAAAGAAGAUUCCCCAGUAGGUCCAUUCCUACAGAACAUGCCCUCUGAACAGAUACGUAAUCAGCUCACUGCUAUGUCAUCCUCCUUGGCCAAAGCCAUCCAAGUCAUCAAACCUGCUUCCAUCCUGCAAGACCAUGAGGAACAGAGACAACAGGCGAUCACAGCCUAUUUGAAGAAUGCCCGCAAAGAGCACCAGCGCAUUCUGGCACGCCGACAGACAAUUGAAGAGCGAAAGGAGCGUCUGGAGAGCCUCAACAUCCAGAGGGAGAAAGAGGAGCUGGAGCAGCGUGAGGCUGAACUUCAGAAAGUGCGCAAAGCAGAGGAGGAGCGACUCCGACAAGAGGCCAAAGAGCGAGAGAAGGAGCGCAUCAUGCAGGAACACGAGCAGAUCAAGAAGAAGACUGUGCGUGAGCGACUGGAGCAGAUUAAGAAGACUGAGCUGGGAGCCAAAGCCUUCAAAGACAUUGACAUUGAGGAUCUAGAGGAACUGGACCCUGACUUCAUCAUGGCUAAACAAGUAGAACAACUUGAAAAGGAGAAGAAAGAACUUCAGGAGCGUCUGAAAAACCAGGAGAAGAAGAUUGACUACUUUGAGAGGGCCAAGCGCCUUGAGGAGAUUCCUCUGAUCAAAAAAGCCUAUGAGGAGCAGCGCAUCAAAGACAUGGAGUUAUGGGAGCUGCAGGAGGAAGAGAGGAUCACUAACAUGAAAAUGGAGCGUGAGAAAGCACUAGAACACAAACAGAGAAUGUCCAGGAUGAUGGAGGACAAGGAGAACUUCCUUUCCAAAAUUAAAGCUGCUCGAAGCUUCAUCUAUGAGGAAAAACUCAAGCAGUUCCAAGAACGCUUGGUUGAGGAGAGGAAAAAGCGCCUUGAGGAGCGGAAGAAGCAGCGUAAAGAGGACAGACGAAAGGCCUUCUAUCACCAAAAAGAGGAGGAAGCUCAAAGAAUCCGUGAGGAGCAGCUUAAAAAAGAACGGGAAGAGCGCGAACGCUUGGAACAGGAGCAAAGAGAGGAGGAAGAGCGUGAAUACCAGGAGCGUCUGCGCAAGCUGGAGGAACAGGAAAGAAAGCAGCGUGCCAGACAACAAGAAAUUGAGGAGCGCGAGCGGCGUAAGGAGGAGGAGAGGAGGGCACCAGAAGAAAAACCAAACAAGGAAUGGGCUGAGCGGGAAGAAAGUGGCUGGAGGAAACGAGGUGAGGGAGAGUCAGAGUGGCGACGUCCUGUUCCUGACCGGGACUGGCGUCAGGAAGGACGAGAAGGCCGUGAGGAACCUGAUCGGGAAGACCGUGACCUACCCUUCAGAAGAGGUGGAGAAAGUGCUCGUCGUGGUGCUUCAGAUGAAAAAGGACUCCGCAGAGGCUGUGAUGACGAUCGAGGUCCACGUCGAGGAGGUGAUGAUGAGCGUCCACCCAGACGGGGCUUUGAUGAUGACCGCGGGACCAGGAGAGGCUUUGAUGAUGACCGAGGUCAACGGAGAGGCGAUGACGACCGUGGGCCAAGGCGUGGGAUGGAUGAUGACCGGGGGCCAAGGCGCCCAAUCGACGAUGACCGCGGCCCCAGACGAAGCGAUGACGACCGUGGCCCGAGAAGAGGAUUUGAUGAUGAUCGCGGGCCCCGUAGAGGCAUGGAUGAACCUAGAGGCCCUCGUCGUGGUGCAGAUGAUGACUGGGGCCCCAGAAGAGGGGGAGAUGAUGAGAGGGGGGGCCGCAGGGGUAUGGAUGACUCCGGCCCGCGUCGUGGAGAAGACUCUAGACCCUGGAAACCUCUUGGAAGACCAGGUGCAGGUGGAUGGAGAGAGCGAGAGAAGGCACGGGAGGAAAGCUGGGGACCUCCUCGUGAUUCUGGCCAUGAUGAUGAUGGUGGCGAGCGUGAUGGAGAUGACCAGCGGGAAGGAGAACGAUUUAGAGAACGCCGCUCUGCUAGGGAAGAGGGCAGUGCCUGGAGGAGAGGUGGUGGCGGAGGUGGUGGUGGAGAAGAACAAAGCAGCUGGCGAGACUCUCGUCGUGAAGACUUUGACCGCGAGGAUCGUCGUGAACGGCGUGACAUGAGGGAGCGCAGAGACGAUAGAGAACGGGAUAUCAGAGGCCCACAGAGAGACCAAGAUGAAGGUGGUUCGUGGCGUCGUGGUGGGGAAGAGCGACGGGAGGAGCGCAAGGAAGAGAGAGAUGCUCCUCCCAGACCUCGUGAGCGAGAUCGUGACUCUGGUGAGAAGAGCACUUGGCGCUCUGACAAAGAUAAAGAAAACCCACGCCGGACCAAGAACGAGACAGAUGAUGAUGGCUGGACCACUGUACGCCGCUAAAACUAAGGCAUCAGUCUUUUGCUUGAUGUUGUACUAAGCCUUGAUGUGUUCUCUAAUCAGUACAGGUGUCUGCUUACAUUAACAUUACAUACAUGAAGCUUUGCUGUAGAAUUACAAAACUUACAAAGGGUUUUCAGACAUGGCAAUUUAUAUUUCAUCUCUUUAAAAAAAAGACCUUCAACUUAGAAUCUAAUUCAUUUGUGUUAUGCAUGCUUAGAUGAUAAAAUUGGUCACAGGAAUUUAAGUAGAUUUUUUUUUUCUUCUGUGGUUUGGAUGUUGUAGAACAUGAAAGUUUUUGCAGACUGGUGUUGAGAUAAAAUCAUCAGGUUAUCCUUACAGCUGUCUAUGCUGUAGUUGCUGCUUAUGCUGUGGUUGUAUACCCUCUAGAAAUGAAACAAAUCUUUAAUAAUAAAGUCGAUUCAUCAUUACACGUCUAUAAUUUCAGUUAUUAUCAUGCAGCAGAAGACCAUAAACUGUUUUCAGUUGCAUGAGACUUCAGAAUAGUUGGUUAUUUUUCUGCCACUAGGGGUCACCUAAAUCUCAGCAACUUUUCAGAAGCUUUAAACAUCUCUAGUUACAAAUGAACCCAGAACAAUUGAUUGGAUCCUUAAAAAAAAAUCAAUUAUGCUGUUGUUAGUAGAAAACAAUGGCGUUUAAUGCAAUGCCGUUGGUCCUCCUGAUUGAUGCAUUAAAAGUUUAGUAAAUACA